UUGUAUUUAAGCGGAGCUGUUUGCGCUCUGUGUUCUUAAUACCGCAGCACAAACGAACCAUUUACAGUGUUUUUACGCACCACAAUGGGAAAGUGAAACUUACAGAGUGCUGCAGCGAAGAUGGCAGAGAGCAGGGAAGUACGAGAUUCUUUCUCCUGCUCCAUAUGCCUGGAUGUUUUGAAGAGCCCUGUGACUCUUCAUUGCGGCCACAGCUACUGUUUGGCCUGUGUAAAUGGCUGCUGGGACCAGGAGGAUCCGAGUGGUGUUUACAGCUGUCCGCAGUGCAGGCACACUUUCACCCCCAGACCUGUGCUCAGCAAGAACACAGUGCUGGCUGAUUUGAUGGCAAAAAUGUCUGUGGCAGCAGAAUCCACCACUCCAGCGAAGGAUAAAGUCGGACCAGGGGAUGUGGAGUGUGAUUUCUGCACUGUGAGGAAGCUGAAAGCUGUCAAGUCUUGCCUGGUGUGUCUGGCAUCUUACUGUGCCACUCAUGUGCAACCUCACUACAAGUCUGCUGCUUUUAAGAGGCACAAGCUGGUGGAAGUGUCAGCUUCCAUACAAGAGAAGAUUUGCUCCAAGCAUGACAAGCUGCUCGAAGUUUACUGUCGCAGUGACAGCCAGUGCAUUUGUUUGCUUUGUGUUAUGGACGAGCACAAAGGUCACGACACUGUCUCAGCUGCAGCAGAGAGGAAAGAGAAACAAAAACAAUUUGGAAAGAAGAAGCAAAGAUUUCAGCAAGGCAUUCAAGAGAAAGAGAAGCAGCUGCGGCAACUGAGCCAGAAAAUUAAAGGCCUGAAGUCUUCUAGUGACGCAGCAGUUGAUCAAAAUGAGAAAGCCUAUGCUGAGAUUGUCCUGAUGGCAGACAAGAGACGAUGUGCUGUGAACGAUCUGAUCAGAGAUCAGGAGAAGGCCGCGGUGAGCCGCUCUGAGGCCGCUGUGGAUCUGCUGAAGAAAGAAAUCAGUGAAUUGAGGAAGCGGGAGGACGAACUGAAGCGGCUGUCGCUCACUGAGGAUAACGUUCAUUUCCUGCAGCACUGCCAGGGCAUUUUUGACUGUACAGAACCUGAUGUGUCUUGUGAUGUGAACAGUCAACUACACACGCCUUUUGACUUUGUCACAAAAGUUCUUUCUGACCUGAGAGACAAAAUGGAAAACAUGUCCAGGGCUAUUGGACAAAUAUCUGAGACAAUUCAAGUUGAUCCCGAUCCCAAGACAAGAGAGGAGUUUUCCAUGUAUUCCUGCUGCCUAACUUUGGAUCCCAACACAGCAUUUGAAAACCUGUUGCUGUCUGAGGGAAACACUAAAGUAACCUGGAUUAAAAAACCCCAGAGAUACCCUUACCACCCUGAAAGAUUUACCAAAUAUGAUCAGGUGUUAUGCACAGAGGGUUUAUCUGGCAUUUGCUACUGGGAGGUUGAAUGGAGGGGGCCACGGGUUGAGGUCGCUGUGUGUUAUAAAGGGACAGAGCUGGAAGAAAGUGGCUUUGGCUACACUGAACAGUCCUGGUGCAUUUCUCUUUCCAGUUCCGGUUGCACUUUUUGGCAUAAUGAACUCAAAACUAGAAUAUCCGUCCCCUGUUCCUCUACAGUGGGAGUGUAUCUGAACCACAAGGGCGGUAGCCUGUCCUUCUACAGCGUGUCUGAUUCUGGUCAAAUGUUGCUCCUUUACAGAGUUCAGACCACAUUCUCCCAGCCUCUGUACCCUGGGUUCAUGGUCUCCAGAGGAGCCUCAGUUAGGAUAGUCACACCAGAGUAAAGGGCCUUUACUGUAAGAGCUGCUGGAGGAAAGCAUCAGAAUUACAUUAGGCUUAUCUGCAUAUGUUUAUCAGCAUUCCUAAAAUACUCUUCAGUCUAAGAAUACAGUCUGUUGACUCUUGCUCAUUAUAGUUAAAGCUUCCUUGUGUUCUUUAAAGUAUUUUUUGUAUCUGUCUCCCAUUCUGUAAUGAUUACAUUUGUGCCCCGAUCUGGCAAAAGGAGUCACAAGUGGCAGGGGCUAAUUCUUAGGCAAAUAAGAUGAAUUAGCGCUGUAUUGUGAGUCAUUUCCAGGUUCACAGGAUGUACUUGGCAGCAAGGGAGAGAUUGCUUACAUGUUUUAAGCAUUAUUAUCGGCUACCAGUGAUGCCAUCAUUAAAAUUACUUUGCAUAUCUAAUAUGCAUAUCUAAUAUCUGAGUGGCCCCUGUGAGUCUUUUUGCCAGAUUGGGUCACAGUUUGUUGAAUUGAAUUUGUUUGGCACAUAUGUUUAUGCAUAGAAGUCUGAUGUCUUUUAGCAUACAUAGUAUUCAGGAGGGUACAGAUACAUAAACAUACAUUAAUAAAUACAUAUAGAAAGUCCUCUACAGAAAUAACAAUGUAAACCAAGCAUUUCACUCCUAGAAGCUGUUUUAAAUUGUUAAGAUUGUUUUGUAU
Messenger RNA from Archocentrus centrarchus (flier cichlid), 2406 nucleotides. Its product is annotated as tripartite motif-containing protein 16-like. The transcript has 7 exons. The record is from RefSeq and is a predicted model, not a curated record. The coding region runs from base 121 to 1755 and encodes 544 amino acids. Gene Ontology annotation, molecular function: protein binding; zinc ion binding. Lineage: Eukaryota; Metazoa; Chordata; Actinopteri; Cichliformes; Cichlidae.